AUGCCGAGGUACCGCCCACGUGCACCCCGUCAUCCACCAUACCUGCCCCCUUAUCCACCCCCACCCUAUCAGCCGUAUCCGCCUCCGUACCCCUACCAACCUUACCCACAACCUCCAAUCCCACUCCAGCUUCCCUAUGACCCCUAUCAGCACCCAUACCCCCUCCCAAUCCCUGCCCCAUAUCUACCUCAUCCUCCGGUUCCGCAUUAUCCCUAUCAGCUCCCACCAAACUUCCAAGGUCCAUUUCUCCACCCUACCCAACCCUACUUAUUGCCCCCCCCUCAGCCGAUUCAGGAACUUCUGGAAGAAGCACCACCUGAGCCUCACCCCGAACAAGAGGACCCCAAUGAAGAAGUACCUGCUCCGGUGCAGCAUCAGCAACCAGAGGCAGCACCGGAGCCUCAGCCGCAGCCUGACGCAGCACCGGAGCCUCAGCCGCAGCCUGACGCAGCACCGGAGGAACAUGCCCCUAUAGUUAUUGAUGGCUUCGUUUUAGACCCCACACCGCCAUGCAGCCCGGCUCCCUCGCACGUCAGCAGCGAUGCAGGUGUACAGCAUGCCCCGUGGGAUUAUGAAGAAGAACUUCGAUUGGAUGUAUCCACUGAAGAGGAGGCAGAUGACCCACUUCCUGAGCAACAUCCCCAGCAACCAGUGCCCAAUGAUGAUCCACCACCCCCUCAACCACCUCCAUCACCGGAGACGGGGGUGAUGGUUGUUUUGACACCCAUUAUAUUCGGUGCGAAAGAACUUACACUUAGACAUAUUGUAAUACUUGACUUCUAUGAGUGGUAG
Molecule: messenger RNA, 792 nt
Organism: Thrips palmi
Lineage: Eukaryota; Metazoa; Arthropoda; Insecta; Thysanoptera; Thripidae
Product: vegetative cell wall protein gp1-like
Exons: 4
Coding region: 1-792 (263 amino acids)
Source: RefSeq, a predicted model, not a curated record